GAGUGACAGCCACAGACUCAGUCACCUCAUUUCCUCUGCCACUGUAGGUGUUGAGAGGGAGAAAAGGCUCCUGACCAUCAGCCAAUCAGCCUCCAGAGAAACCAAAAGACGACGUCGCCAGCUUAGACCAGACAUGGCUCUGUGGGGUGACACCAAACUCUUCCUCUGCAUCCUCGUCAUCACCUUCGGCUGCACUGUGAUUCUGGCAGAGAUACCAAAGGACUGCUGCUUGAAGGUCGCCAACGUAACGAUCGAGCGAGGCCGUAUUGGAGACUACAGGAGGCAGGUGGCUGGAGCGGGCUGCCGUAUUUCUGCCGCGGUGCUCGUGACCAGACAUCAGAGGACUCUCUGUGUGCCUGAUAAUGAACCAUGGGUCCAAGAGCUGAUGAAACAUGUGGAUCAACUGAAGGCAUGGUGCAAGAAGCGCAAAAACACGGGCAAACGCUGCUCUGGAGUGAACCGCCAGUAAACCAAACUCGGACCUGUUCAGCCACAUCGACUGCCCAAAGUCAUGGAGUAUAUUUCGAUCGAACCACUGAACACGUAGUCUAGAAAAACAGAGUGAUUCCUCCGGUUAUUAAAGAGUUUGUCCCUAUUUUAUCUGUCACUUAUGUAAAAUUGUGUUUGAGUUGCAAUAAAUCGAAAACAACUUGAAGGACUUAUAUUUUUUUAUUUGGUUUGUGUUUUAGAAGUCCGAGAUUUGCGCACAAAACCCAAAAUGUGAAUGUGUUUUGAGCGUGUUGUUCGCUAAGCUAGCUCAUAACUCGGCCUGUAGCAGCUUAUUGGUUGUAUGGAUUUAUUUGAGUGUCGGUCCUUUGAAAAUAAAACCUAUUUUUUUUCCAAA
This is a messenger RNA of Acanthochromis polyacanthus (spiny chromis), 844 nucleotides long. RefSeq names its product C-C motif chemokine 19-like. Gene Ontology annotation, cellular component: extracellular region. Bases 134 to 469 code for a protein of 111 amino acids. The record is from RefSeq and is a predicted model, not a curated record. NCBI's taxonomy places the organism in Eukaryota, Metazoa, Chordata, Actinopteri, Pomacentridae. Gene Ontology annotation, molecular function: chemokine activity; CCR chemokine receptor binding. The transcript is spliced from 4 exons. Gene Ontology annotation, biological process: immune response; positive regulation of GTPase activity; lymphocyte chemotaxis.